UAAUGGGCAAUUGGUUUAGUAAGAAUGAUAAGCAAAACAAAAAAUAAUAAUAAUAAUAAUAAUAAAAGUAGUAAUCCUCUUAUCCAACAAAAUCAUAAUUCCCAUCUCAAAAAAAAGAAUUAAGUGAAGGAGAAAAAAUGAGAAUGAAAUUACAACAUCAUAGAGAUGAAUUAAGAAACAAAAGAAAGUAGAUUGAUUUAUAAUUAGAUACUUAUGAAAAAGAAAUAAGGGUAUAAUCAAUUUUAUAUUAAUAGAUGUUAAUCUAAAGUAAUAAAAGAGAUUAGGCUAAGUUUGUAUUAUAAAGAAAGUUGUUGUAUGACAAGUUUCUUGAUAAUAUUAUGGAAAAAGAAUAAAUUAUAGAAAAGUCUAUCAUCUCUGUUGAUUAAAUGCAAUCUGUAAAAUUGAUUAUAAUCAUUAGGAUAAAGAAAUGGCAGAUAUUAUUAAUUAGACAAAUUAAGUUAUGAAAGAUAUAUAAUCUUCAAUUGAUUAAGAUAAAUUAAGAGAUGCUUUUGCAGAUAUGUAAGAAUAACAAUAGAGAAAUGAGGAAAUGAAUUAAAUGUAUUAAUAAUAUAAGGUUGGUGAUGAAGAUGAGAUUAAUGAAUUAUAUGGAAAGUAUGAAUAAUAAGUAUGUAAUAAUACUUAACCAAAAUAAUAAUAAAAAUAAUAAUUUGUUCCAUUACCAUAAUAAUAGUAAUAAUAAUAAUAAUAAUAAUAAUAAUAAUAAUAAUAAGAAUAAAAUGAAUAUUCAGAUAAAUUAGCAAUGUUAGAAUGA
Messenger RNA from Paramecium pentaurelia, 772 nucleotides. The record is from the annotation of a GenBank genome assembly. NCBI's taxonomy places the organism in Eukaryota, Ciliophora, Oligohymenophorea, Peniculida, Parameciidae.